Molecule: messenger RNA, 4232 nt
Organism: Numida meleagris (helmeted guineafowl)
Lineage: Eukaryota; Metazoa; Chordata; Aves; Galliformes; Numididae
Gene: GATA2
Product: GATA binding protein 2
Exons: 6
Coding region: 434-1867 (477 amino acids)
Biological process (GO): positive regulation of miRNA transcription; positive regulation of angiogenesis; cell fate commitment
Cellular component (GO): nucleus
Molecular function (GO): zinc ion binding; RNA polymerase II cis-regulatory region sequence-specific DNA binding; DNA-binding transcription factor activity, RNA polymerase II-specific
Source: RefSeq, a predicted model, not a curated record
CGGCGUCGCGGCCAGCUGGCGCCAGCGCUCAUAUAGGAUGCGCGGGGAUGGGACGGAGCCGGCCAGAGCCGCGGCUUUGCCAUCUGAGUAACACCCUCCAUCCAGCCUCCUGCUCUCCUCCUCCCGCGCUCGCUCGGCUUUUCCCCCCCUUCUCUCUCCCUCUCGUUCUCCUCUCUCCCGCAGCCUCCGAGCAGGCACCCGCCGCCUCUCUGCCUCCCGCCCCGGGUGCUGCCCCGCCACUCGCCCGCGGACAGAGAGACGCGCUGACACCGGGGCCCUCCCGGCAUCCUCCCGAGGGCGAUCUCCGGACACCCGACGGCUUUCUCCUACAAAACUCCCCCGUCUGCUAACCCCUCCCCGGUACCUCCGCCAGCCGACCCCGACCGCCGCUCGCUGCUGCCCCGGGGGGGGGCGGGAGGGGAGGCCCGAGGCCAUGGAGGUGGCCACGGACCAGCCUCGCUGGAUGACCCACCACGCCGUGCUCAACGGGCAGCACCCCGAGAGCCACCACCCAGGACUGGCUCACAACUACAUGGAACCAGCGCAGCUCCUACCUCCGGACGAAGUCGACGUCUUCUUCAACCACCUGGAUUCCCAGGGCAACCCUUACUACGCCAACUCUGCCCAUGCCAGGGCCCGGGUUUCCUACAGCCAGGCACACGCCCGCCUGACCGGGAGUCAAAUGUGCCGGCCUCAUCUUAUCCACAGCCCCGGGAUCCCUUGGCUGGACAGCAGCAAGGCGGCACUGUCUGCCCAUCACCACAACCCCUGGACCGUCAACCCCUUCACCAAGACCCCCUUGCACCCCUCGGCAGCCGGCGCACCCGGGGCCAUCUCGGUGUACCCCGGCAGCAGCACGUCCAGCACCGCCUCCGUCUCCUCGCUCACCCCGGCCUCGCACUCGGGCUCCCAUCUCUUCGGUUUCCCCCCAACUCCUCCCAAGGAAGUGUCUCCGGACCCCAACUCCACCAGCGCUGCCUCGCCUUCAUCCUCCGCUGGGGCCCGGCAGGAGGACAAAGACAGCAUCAAGUACCAAGUGUCGCUGUCGGAAGGGAUGAAGAUGGAGAGCGCCAGCCCGCUCCGCAGCAGCCUCACCAGCAUGGGGGCCCAGCCCUCCACCCACCACCCCAUCCCCACAUACCCCUCCUACGUGCCGGCUGCCCACGACUACAGCAGCAGCCUCUUCCACCCAGGCAGCUUCCUGGGGGGCCCAGCGUCCAGUUUCACCCCCAAGCCACGAAGCAAGGCCAGAUCCUGUUCAGAAAGAAAUCCGGUUUCUUCGUGUUUCCAUUUAGAAGGCAGAGAGUGUGUGAACUGUGGAGCAACCGCUACCCCUCUCUGGAGAAGAGACGGCACCGGGCAUUACCUGUGUAACGCCUGCGGGCUCUACCACAAAAUGAACGGUCAAAACCGACCUCUCAUUAAACCCAAACGAAGGCUGUCAGCGGCCAGGAGAGCAGGGACGUGUUGUGCCAACUGUCAGACAACCACCACGACCUUAUGGCGACGCAACGCCAACGGGGACCCGGUUUGUAAUGCCUGCGGACUCUACUAUAAACUGCACAAUGUGAACAGGCCUCUGACCAUGAAAAAGGAAGGAAUUCAGACUAGGAAUAGGAAAAUGUCCAACAAAUCAAAGAAAAGCAAGAAAGGCUCCGAGUGUUUUGAGGAACUGUCCAAGUGCAUGCAAGAGAAAUCGUCUCCUUUCAGCGCUGCUGCCCUUGCUAGUCACAUGGCACCUAUGGGGCAUUUGCCACCUUUCAGCCACUCGGGACACAUCCUACCAACACCCACCCCCAUCCACCCAUCUUCCAGCAUCUCAUUUGGACAUCCGCACCCAUCCAGCAUGGUUACAGCCAUGGGAUAAAACGUGACGACCGAGAGACCCACCCAGAGAUCGAGAACAUGGGGCUUUACCUAAGACGACACCAAGUAAGAAAAUGUUCUGCCAAGAGGAGAAUGUAGGGAUGGCAAAAAAGGGGAUCUGUGCUCCCGUGUGGUUUAACUCUUCAUGCUGGACUUAAGCCUUGCAAGUGAUGGGUCUUCUGCAGAAACGCAUAGUGGUGCCUGUAAUGCACUUUGCCCCCUCAGGUAUAAGGAAAAGAAGAACUCACCUGUUCGAUAUUCAGUUGUCUAGCAGAAAGCAAAAGGUGGCAGAAGCAGAAGGAGGAGGCUGGAACUGGCUUUCCUUUCUCUCUUUGUUAUUACUGUGAAUAUUGUAAAGAGAUAUAAGCAGCCUCCCAGGAUGGAAUCGGAUCACUGGAAGCCACACAUGCUGGAUUUCUAUUGUGGACUCUGUUUGGGGAGGGGAAAGAAAAACAAAAAAGGAUGUCUUUAUAAAAACUUAAUUUUUAAAAUGAAAUCAGACACAAAGUCAUAUUUAUUUUGCUCUUGUUUUUGACAAAAAGCCUCAACCCCUCUGAGUGCAUGUUUUUGUGCUGUUGGUUGCAAUGGCUACCCUGUAUGAAAAUCUGCCUUCAUGAAUAGGGGGAGGGACAAUAUUCAGUAGCCCCCCUGGAUUUGCUCCAUCUAUCUUCCAUACCAAAAUAUCUCCUAGGAAGGGAAGAAAGAGAGGGUGGGCAAUGCAAGAACUGUAGCUGCAAUAUGGGAUUUCAGUGUGCCCAAGAUGGUGAUUAUUUUUGACAAAAUUUCUUCUUUCAUGCUAGCGAAAAGAAUGACACUUAAAAAACAACAACAAAAAAAACCCCACACAACAGCCCCCUCCCAGCUCCUCUAUUAUUCCUUGAACCAGACAGCCCCAUCAGACUAACUGGUGGGAAGACACUCCCUGAAGGCAGUCCUGCACUAGCGAGGGGUGAAAUACCAAAUCAUUGCAGCUAACAUGCAGCAAAACAAAAAUAAAUGGCAGGGCAAAGAACCACCCGACUCACAGACUGCAGGGCUUGAAGCGUUUUGUUCUGUUGUGUUGGCAGCUGUGGCUUAAAAAACGCAGCUCAGCUUCUUGGGGAAACUUAGGGCAGCGCGGCAGCGGGUCCACACGCAGCCAGCCAGCGUGUGCUGUCUCAGGCGUCCAGCCCCCACGGACUUCGCAGGGAGGAAGGGCAGAAAUGAGGUUGAGAUCACUGGAGAGGGGAAAGGGAGAGACAAUCAGUCGGAGCUUCACACAUCCGUCAAAUCCCAGACGCAGCGACAGCUGAUGAGACGAGGGAAAGCGCCGCACGGCUGUUUUCCGUAGUGCAUUUUAUAAGAAAAGAGGAAAAAAAAAAGAAAAAAAAUUCAGAUCUCCCAUUAUUAAACCACAUUGUACGUAAAUGACCGAGAACAAAGCUAUUGCCAAUGUGAAGUGUAUUCUAUUGAUUGUUAUGAUCUGAUGCCUCUCGUGAACACAAGCUCCAGUAUAACAUACAAUGUACAUAUUUAGCUAUACUUCUGAUGAAAUGCCCCAAUGAGCAGAGGGGUUUGAUAAUGUAAACCAUGUAAGCUUAACUCUGUGACAAGCUUUUUUGUUUUCUUUUUUUUUUUUUUUAAACUUUUAACUUCUUUUUUUUGUUGUUGGGGUUGUUUUAUUUUAUUUUCUUUGGAUCAAGCCAAUUGUAUCUUCACUGCAAAAGUCCUGCUUUAAAGAAAAAACACAACAAAACAAAUAAAAACAGAUGUAUGUUAAUUAUUUUUUUUUCUAACCAUGUAAUUUGAAUAUUUGGUAAUGAAUUGAGAACCAAGCAGACGUGGAAAAUCCUGCUUUCGUCCUCUUUCUGGUCUGCAUAGGCAUAUAGGUGCACUUUGUAAAGAAGUGGAAACUAACGGGAAACAAAAUUGGUUGGGAGAAAUCACAAGUCUUCUUAAUCUACUGAGGGAAAAAAAAUUGGAUCCUUUUCACUUUCUACCUUUUACAAUGGUACAGUUGUACAUUAUUUGUACCCGACUCAAAUUUCGGUAGGAUUUGUGCAGGGGGUGGGGAAGGGACAUGGGUGGAAGACAGGGAUUACUGAUACAGUUGACAAAGUGCAAUAUAUUGUCGGUCACUGCAGCAUAGACAAUGGCAGUUGAGAUUUAAAUUAUUUUGUACUUGUAUCAGCAUAUUAAAAAAAAAUCUGCAGUAUUUUCUGUUUUUAUUUUAAUUUUUUUAUUUUGCUUAUUUUUGGAUUAGUGAACUAAGUUAUUGUUAAUUAUGUACAACAUGUUUAUAUAUUGUCUGUAAAAAGCGUAUGCUUUCCUCAUAUUCCUUCAAGGUGAAUAUUGCUAAGAAUAAUAAAAUACCUUUUUUUGUGAAA